UGAAACCAUAUGUGUAGAGUCGUGAUAAUUACCAAAAUCUUUAAAUUUUGGCGUUCCUAAAAUGGAUUAGCUGAUGAAAGGACAAAGUGUGGAUGUUAGUGAAACAGAUUGUUUCAUGAUGGCGUCAUAUUUUUCAACAUUAGUUAGUGGGGCCAUGGACUGUAUAGGUUACUCAGAACAAAGUAUUAUAUUAAGAGCGAAGACUUUUAAAGAGUUCUAUGAUAUUUUGAGUCAACACGUCGAAGAAACUUUUCAUAUGGAAAUAAUUUUAGCCGGGAGUAAAUCAGAAGGAGUUGUACCAUACCAUGCCAGCGACCUUGACAUUAUGUGUAUUUUACAAUCCUGCAUUUAUGUUGAUCAAGGUCAGUUAGAAGACAAGCUUACCGUAAUCGAAACUUAUAUGAAAAAUUGUCCAUCGGGAUAUACCAAAUUACGACCAUUACAUAUCGAAAAUACAGGCAUAUCUUUAAUGUUGUAUUUAUUCUCUGUGUAUGGAAUUUCUAAUGGUGUUUUGUUUUUGAAAAGCGUUGCUCUUUCAGAAAUUCUCUUAAAAUAUUCCGACAAUUUUCUUCAUUUCUAUGACGGAUACAAUGGAGUAAAUAAAUCUCUAUCUGGACCCGCUUUGGCUAUAACUUAUCAGCCUAGUGUAGUUAUGGACGUGCAACAAAGUAAUGUUUAUAGCGAUCAAGUUCUUGCCAUACGUUACUAUUCGUCUAGCAUCAUGCAGGAAUGGGCGGAGCGUAACAGGCAGUUUGAUUGGCCGCCGCCUGAUGUCAUAGAAGAUGUUUCUACAACAGAAGGAUAUGUUGUACCUGUCGGACAUAAGCUCAGCGAAGGACAAAGCCUCGAAUGGAGAAUAUGCUUUACUACUGGGGAAUGUAAAUUGGUCGCAAGUUUUAAUGCAACACAACUUAAGUUGUAAGAUUUGUUAAAACUGACUGUGAAAGAAAUCCUGAAACCAGCAGUUGACUGUGUCAGCUCCUACAUGGUAAAGAAUCUUGUAUUUUGGCUAAUGGAACAUAAUCCAACGUUUGUCUUCACCCCAUCAAUUCUGACGAAAUGUGUCAUACACGCUUUAUGGUUUUUAUUCGACUGUCUACGUAAUAACAAUCUACCAAAUUACAUGAUACCUAAUAGAAACCUUUUCAUUGGAAAGGUACAGGCAAACAAAAACAAGGAGUUAAAAACCUUGUAAGAGAACUUUUAAACGAGGGUGAGACACUUGUCUUUAGAUUUGAAAAGCUGAAGAAUGCUGUAUAUGUAUAUGAAAGCAAUCGUUGCUUGGCAACAAGAGUGCAGUCGUGGCGAGACGAAAUCGAACAGUUAUUGCUGAUUAUCAACUUGAAAUUCACACAAAACACAACGAAAAAAAUGAGGUUUCAGGGAAGCCUUUUUUAUGAUGUUGUGUUUGAAUAUUGUAAAGACGAUUCAUACAUGCCAGUUAUAGAUAGACUAGUAUACCUUUUAAAUUUUAAUGUUUCAGCAAUACUGACAAAUGGUACCAAUGGUAUUAAAGACAUGGAUAAAUGGUUGCAUAAUUUGUUAUCAUAAUGAACUGAAUCAUACCAUAUUAUCCAUUUUUCGCUAAAAGUAUUGGAGAAACGAAAUUCAAAU
Molecule: messenger RNA, 1614 nt
Organism: Ruditapes philippinarum (Manila clam)
Lineage: Eukaryota; Metazoa; Mollusca; Bivalvia; Venerida; Veneridae
Exons: 2
Coding region: 74-922 (282 amino acids)
Source: RefSeq, a predicted model, not a curated record